UUGGUGGGUGGGAACGUGACUUUUAGUAGGGAAGUGAACGGAAAGGAGUGACUCACGAGAUAAAUCGAAAACAAUAUGACGACUUGGAAAGCUGCUGCUGCGAGCGGCAUUAAAAUUGAUACGAGUGACGGAGGUGACGAUUGGGAAACGGAUCCAGACUUUGUUAACGAUGUAACGGAGGAGGAACAACGUUGGGGAUCUAAAACUGUUGAAGGAUCGGGAAGAACUGCCGGAGCCAUUGAUAUCCGUCAGUUGAGAGAUGAAGUGGCUCACGAUGACGCAGAAGUUAAGAAGAAGGAGAUGGAAUCGGGUCCUAAAGCAUCGUUUGGUUACGGGGGAAAAUUUGGUGUCCAAAAAGAUCGAAUGGAUAAAUCUGCAUUGGGACACGAUUACAUCGCAAAAAUAGAAAAACAUACGUCUCAAGUGGAUUCUACAAAGGGAUUUGGUGGAAAAUUUGGCUUACAGAAAGACAGACAGGAUAAAUCUGCUGUUGGAUGGGAUUAUCACGAGAAAACCGAAAAACACACUUCGCAGAAGGAUUAUGUAUCGGGUUUUGGUGGAAAGUAUGGUAUUCAGCAGGACCGUGUGGAUAAGUCGGCAGUUGGUUGGGAUUAUCAUGAGAAAACAGAAAAACAUGAAUCACAGAAAGACUAUGCAAGAGGUUUUGGUGGUAAAUUUGGAGUAGAAACAGAAAAACAAGAUAAAUCUGCAGUUGGAUGGGAAUAUCAUGAGAAAACUGAAAAGCAUUCGUCUCAGAGAGAUUAUUCACGAGGUUUUGGAGGAAAGUAUGGCAUUCAGUCUGACAGAAUAGAUAAAUCAGCCCAUGGAUGGGAAGAAGUAACCAAAACUGAGAAACAUCCUUCCCAAAUGGAUAUGAAAAAAGGAUUUGGAGGAAAAUAUGGUGUAGAAUCUGAUAGGCAAGAUAAAUCAGCUCAUCCAUUUACUGAAUUGGAAAAACCACAGUCAGCUUAUGAGAAGCCACAAAUUACAGGUGGAUCCGAAAAGGCUAGUAGUUUACGAGCUAAAUUUGAAAAUAUGGCUAGAUCAGAAUCUGAUGAAAUCAAAAAGCGUGCAGAAGAAGAGCGUACAAAACGAUUGGCUCAAGAACAACUGGAGAGAGAACAGGAUAAAAAGAGAGAAGAGAAAAGACAGAAUAGUUUAGUAGAACAAAAUCAAGAAGAAUCAAAUCAGCUUCCACCUGUUGAAAAUAAUCAAACUUCUCAGGAACCUAUAAAGAUGCACUCUCCUAAAGAAUCAGAUGUUACAAUGAAUUAUGUUAAUAAUGUCAUUCAAGAACAAGAACAUCAUUAUUCAGUUUCAGAAAAAACUGAAACUAAUAAAGUAGAAACUGUGUUUCAGAAUAAAUCUGAGCUUUAUGAAAAUCAAGAAACAAGUAUUGAACCCUUACAACCACCUGAUGAAGAAAUGUAUCAGCAAUUGGAGGCACCACCUGAUGGAACAGGACUGUCUGCAAUAGCACUGUAUGAUUAUCAGGCUGCAGAUAGUGACGAAAUUACUUUUGAUCCUGAUGAUAUUAUUACAAAUAUUGAGAUGAUUGAUGAAGGCUGGUGGAGAGGUGAAUGCAGAGGACAGAUUGGUUUGUUUCCAGCAAAUUAUGUUCAACUGAUUCAGCAGUGAAUUGCUAGAGUAAGUAUUAUA
Molecule: messenger RNA, 1659 nt
Organism: Centruroides sculpturatus (bark scorpion)
Lineage: Eukaryota; Metazoa; Arthropoda; Arachnida; Scorpiones; Buthidae
Gene: Cortactin
Product: src substrate cortactin-like
Exons: 1
Coding region: 76-1638 (520 amino acids)
Biological process (GO): regulation of actin filament polymerization
Cellular component (GO): site of polarized growth; plasma membrane; actin filament
Molecular function (GO): actin filament binding
Source: RefSeq, a predicted model, not a curated record